This is a messenger RNA of Bombyx mandarina (wild silkworm), 1367 nucleotides long. RefSeq names its product nuclear cyclophilin protein Moca-cyp (gene Moca-cyp). Gene Ontology annotation, cellular component: mitochondrion; cytoplasm. Lineage: Eukaryota; Metazoa; Arthropoda; Insecta; Lepidoptera; Bombycidae. The record is from RefSeq and is a predicted model, not a curated record. Gene Ontology annotation, molecular function: peptidyl-prolyl cis-trans isomerase activity; cyclosporin A binding. Gene Ontology annotation, biological process: protein folding; protein peptidyl-prolyl isomerization.
UAAACGUGCUAUAGGCCAUUGGUUAAAUUUAAUGCAACAUACAUACAUUUAAUCAAUUCGGCAUUGUUUAUAGUGUUCAUACAAUUAUUUUAACUUUCUGUGAAUUUGUGAAGACCUUUAAAGUGGAUUUUAAUCAUGACGGUAGACGGUGAGGAUAAGAAACCGAGAGAUCGUGUGUUCAUGGAUAUUUCGAUCGGCGGUAUGCCAUCCGGUCGAAUAGUGUUCGAGCUGUUCAAUGAGGUGGCUCCGAAGACCGCGGAGAACUUCCGGGCUUUAUGCACUGGAGAGAUGGGCAUUGGAAAAAAUACUGGCAAACCACUCACUUAUAAGGGCAUGGUGUUUCAUAGAGUAGUCAAAGACUUCAUGAUACAAGGAGGAGAUUUCACAAAUGCCAAUGGAACUGGAGGAGAGUCUAUUUACGGUGGUACUUUUGAAGACGAGACAUUUGAGCUGAAACAUGAUAGGCCAUUGUUAUUGUCAAUGGCAAACAGAGGAAAGGAUACCAAUGGGUCACAGUUUUUUAUAACAACACAGCCGGCGCCGCAUCUCGACAAUGUGCACGUAGUGUUCGGGUCGGUGGUGGGGGGCGCGGCGCUGGUGCGGCAGCUGGAGGCGCUGUCCGUGGACCGCAACGCGCGCCCGCUGCAGGACGUGCUCGUCGUCAACUGCGGAGAGCUCGUCAAGAUCAAGACCGUAAAAAAGCGAAAACAAGAGAUGGAAAAAGACGAGAGCGAAGCCGAGUCUGACCCGUCGCAGAAGAAAGAUAAGAAGAAGAAAAAAGAAAAAAAGGAGAAAAAGAAAGAAAAAAAGAGCAGGGAGGAGCCCGGCCACCCGCUGGCGCUCAGCACGCCGCUCGACCCGCGCGAGAUCCCCGCCGUGCCCCCGCACAGCUUCCUGCUGCGGCCCGAGGGCGCCAGCCGCCGCGACCCCGCCCGGGACCCCGCCCGGGACAGAGGCCGGUACCGCGAGAGGGACCGGAACGUGUACACCCGCAGCGGGAGGAUCAUCAAGGGGAGAGGAGUCUUUCGGUACCGCACGCCGUCCCGCUCCCGCUCCCGCUCCCGCUCGCGCUCGGGCACGCCGCCGCACUGGCGCCAGGCGCAGCGCCGCAUCAUCAAGCUGUCCGAGUUCGAGUGCGAGAUCUUUUCUGCCACGUACCAUCCGGCUAUGGAAUGAACUCCCCUCCACGGUGUUUCCCGAGCGCUAUGACAUGUCCUUCUUCAAACGAGGCUUGUGGAGAGUACUUAACAGUAGGCAGCGGUAUGAGUGCGUAAAUCAACCGCGACCAUUCACGUCCACGUUACGCUCAGACUGGCAACGAUGAGCGCUCGUGAGUCUACGUAAUGUAACGCCACGUGCGCGUGCGC